Oncorhynchus mykiss (rainbow trout) is the source of this 3645-nucleotide messenger RNA. RefSeq lists its product as uncharacterized. Lineage: Eukaryota; Metazoa; Chordata; Actinopteri; Salmoniformes; Salmonidae. The record is from RefSeq and is a predicted model, not a curated record.
UAUUUCCAGUCGGAGCUCGUUUUUUUUUGUUCACAGUUGUUUUGAACCCACUAAAGUCGGAAGUCGUAGAUUUCCUAGUUCCCAGUUACGAGUUCCCGGUAGAUUUGAACGCGGCAUAAAUACGCGAGGAAUUUCUGCUGCCUUGCUUGACCACACCCUCCUUCCUUGCUCCGGGCCUGCCCUGCCUCUUCCACCAAUCCAAUUGUUUCUUAUGGACAGAAAAGAGCAGAGGCUCUGAGCUGUCCGAUCAGGUCCAUUGUCUGCCCGUCCGUCAUUAGCAGCCUCAACACGCCCGUGCGUUUUUUUCCCACUAAACUCAGACUACCCUUUUAGUUCUAUCAUCUCCCGUCACUGCGUGAAGCUCCUCCCGGAAAAUAGAGAGAGACACUGUUAUGAGGAGAAAAACAGCUAAAUAAUCACCUGGAUUCUUUCAUAUCAAGAUGAUGUGGAGUCUUUGGAUCCUGCUGGGCACUGUUCUCAGUGUGGAUGGCUACGUGGUGCCCGACCUGCACAAGCGUCUGUCCCACGGGCAUCAGCUGAAGAUCUACCUCCCGAAGAGCGCUGAGAAGCUGGAGUUCACCCCCGCUGCAGAGCCCCUGAAGACGUACCUGUACUGGGACCGUGGAUCCCGGGCCACCAGAGGAAAGGUGUCUGGGACAGGAACCGACAGGAGCUGGUAUCUGGACAAAGUGACUUACAAGGACCAGGGGACCUAUGUCCAGAGAGACUACUGGAACAAGGAGAUCUCCUCGCUCAAAGUGGCUGUGACCACCAGGCGUGUGUACACGAAGUGCGUGGUGGGCGAGGAACUCCACAUCUCAUUGGAGGGCAUCAACCAGGCCGACGCCACGCUCUCCUUCUCGGGCGCCAACGUCAACGUCACCCUGGUGCAUGAUGGGGCAGUGGUGGCCCAGGACCUCCCGGACUAUUGGAACCGGGUCAAGACCCUUUCCACCAAGAUCAGCAUCCAGAACGUCAACACCUCGGACGUGGGCUACUACAUGCUGAAGGACACGCGAGACCGGGUGGUCGCCAUCGUCAGGAUGGAACUCACAGACAAACAUGAGAGUGAAGCAGGCAACCCCCUCAUGGCCCUCCUCCUCCUGCUUGGUAUCCCCGCCAGUAUCUGUUUCUGUUGCCGGAAGAGGAUCUUCAAGAACAAAUCCCCCGACACCACCGCCAUCCAACUGGACAACCCCGAGACUCUGCACCCCCCUCCCGGCUACAACAUGCCCGGAGGAGGGGUGUCCCCUGGACCUGGUGUGCCGACGUUCUAUCAUGGCCCAGGUCCAGAUCCUAACAUGGGAGGUUACCCUCAGGUUUACCCUCCCCCCAACCCUGGGAUGCCAGACCAGCCUCAAUGGACCGGACCCCCACCUCAACCAUGCUUCAACUCAGGCUACCCCUCCCAGGACCCUUUGUACCCCCCUGCCCAGCCCCCACAGUGGACUGGCCCACCACCCAACCAGCCACAGUACAACCCUGGUGCUCCUCCGAUGGGGUAUGCGCCGGUGAUGUACAGUGCCCCCUCAGGGAAGGAGGAGAUAAAGAUGGAGAACAUGUCUCCUGCUGAUCCCCUCCUUGCCCAUCCACCACCCCAGGUCCCCCCGCCCACCUCUGAAGCUCUGCACUCCGCAGACGGAGCCUUCCAGUUCAACAUCGACACAGGAAAAAACGCCCCCACCAACUUCCUGUAGAACGCCUGUCAUCGGUCCAAUCAGGAGCGGCCUUAGUAAUGUUGCCACGGCUCCCGAAUACGGUUCAAUGGCUUCCUUUGCUCAUCUCCUUGACUGUGACCACUUCUAUAAAUGGGGAGAGAUAGCAGAGGAAGCAGUAUGUCGUAGAUGUAACUGUGACCUAGACAUUGCCCCUCAAAUCACCUAUCUAUCCUUUUCUGGUGAGUGUUAUACUGUUUUCUGACAUUAUACUGUUUUCUGACAUAAGACGGUCCCCAUACAUUUAUACAUUUAUACAUUUAAAAAUGCAUAUUUAGGUUACCCCCGUUAAACCAUGGGGCCCGUUUGCGAUUCAAACUAGGGAGGUGUUAAACAAUGGAAGUGUUAAUGAAUUUCCCUGCAAAAAGACAGAUCUAUUCUCACAGAUACCGUUUUUCUUUUUGGUUACAGGGUCUGUGAAAAAACAGGUUUCAUUACUAGCUCUCUUUUUUUAAAUGUACCCAUGUUUUUUUUUUUUUUACUCCCUACACCUUUCACGUAUACAAAAACGAAAGUAACCAAAUUUAAAAGUUUUUUUUUUUUUUUUUUGUCUCUGUGUAAAUGGGAUAUUAGUGAAGGAAAGGAGAUCAUUUAAAAUGACUAUUUCCUGUAUAGCUGUGAUGAAGUCAGUCAAAAUGUCUGGGUGGGGGGGAAAACAUGUCAAACUGAAUCAGAGGCCAUGAUCCCCACCCUUCUCCAGAAGUGUGCACUGAUCCACUCCCUCUAAUGCAUUUAAGCAUUGGAUUGGUGCAAAAAAUUGUCUUGAGGGAGUUUCCACCAUAUUCCCAGUCCAUUUAUUUUUAGAAGGGGAGUGUACAAGAGAAUUGGAAUGUAGCCAGUGUGUAGCCCAUAGAGAAUGAUAUAGAGGCCUCUAGUGGCCAAAAGGCAGUAUUGGCAUGGGCAGCGCCAUUGAGGGCUUCCACCAAUUUAAUGUAUGGCAUCUAUCAAACACUGGUUGUGUUCCCCUGCGGAGACGCUGCAUGCAUCAACCAAUGGUUGCGUGCCACGUCAUUGGCUGUGCAGUCGUGCACAGUCGAACAUGUGGUUAGCUGAUACGUAAAAUAGCUAUCCAAGAGUUGUAAGAUCUGGCAUUCGUCAGCCAUGUCUGAGGAGAGGAACACAACCGAUAACUGCCUUUCAGGGUUCUACUGGAACCAAAAAUAGGGACAGCCGAAGAACCUUUUUGGAAAUGUUUUUUUUAAGUGUAUCAGAACCCACAUCACUCCUAAUCAUACAUUCAGAAGGUGCUAGGACAACUCAUCAUCCACUCGGUAGACCAAGCAAAGCUCUCCGCCAGUCAGGUAGCCACUUCCUGUUGUGUAUAUUUAAAGUGUGUAUGUGUGUGUAUAUCCUAUCUAUCUAUAUAUGCAAAUACGAUCAGAAAUGCCUUUACUUCCCAAAGUAUAGCCAUUUUUCAUUAUAUGCAUGGUGUAUCAUUUUAGUUCUACAUAUGAAACUGCUGUCAUUUCAACAGGGUGGGCAUGUAGCGUCAAAUAACUUAUUAAUACACUGGGAGGGCGCUAUUUUAUUAAGAUGUUAUACAUUGUCUGCAUCCCCCUUAAAAGUAGUGUACUAUAGGGUGCCAUUUGCAACACAUAUCAUCUUGGUUUAAAAGGCUCAUUUUGGUAUUUAAACAUAAAAUCCUAUUCGUCUCUUAAAUAAUGAAGCACUCCUGAAGGUUUUACAGACAGUUUGAGCGGAUCACUUUUGUUAAGUUGGUGGCCACCACCUUUCAAAGUGUGAUCCCAUUAUGGGGAUAAAAAUGAUCCCACUUGUGCCUACAUGUCAACUGCAUGAACUUUGCAAAAAAAAGGUCAUGAAGUUUUGACUGCAAGUUUCUGCAGUUGCUCUUCACCAACUUCCUCCUGCAGCCAUCACCUGCAUUGUGGGAGGCUCUAUUGUCAACCAAUCACUAGGAUGUUUUUGUUUG